Messenger RNA from Zophobas morio, 901 nucleotides. RefSeq names its product cytochrome P450 4g1-like. Lineage: Eukaryota; Metazoa; Arthropoda; Insecta; Coleoptera; Tenebrionidae. Gene Ontology annotation, molecular function: oxidoreductase activity, acting on paired donors, with incorporation or reduction of molecular oxygen; heme binding; monooxygenase activity. The transcript is spliced from 6 exons. Bases 29 to 901 code for a protein of 290 amino acids. The record is from RefSeq and is a predicted model, not a curated record.
UACAAAGAAACGUUUCUUGCCUCAUUUGAUGAAUUUAGAUCGCAACCAAGAAGUACCACACGACUACGUGCUUGAAGAAAGUCAGAUUAUGUUCUUCGUUGGAACAGAAAUAUCAGCUGCUGUACUCAGUUCCAUUUUAUUAGUACUCGGAAUGUAUCCAGAUGUACAGAAAAAAAUCGACGAAGAACUGAACGCUAUAUUUGGCGACAGUGAUAGAGAUCCUACUUUGGAGGAUGUAAACCACAUGCAAUAUUUGGAUAGAGUACUCAAAGAAACGAUGAGAUUACUUCCACCCUUGCCCUUCAUUAUGAGAUAUAUAGAUGAAAACGUUCGCUUAGGACCAUACGUUUUACCAAAAGAUACCAGAUUUAUCGUUCCUGUCGCUGUGGUACAUCGACGACCAGAAUUUUGGCCUGAUCCAGACAAAUUUGAUCCUGAUAGAUUCUUGCCGGAAGAGGCAGAAAAGCGACCGGUUUGCUCCUACAUACCAUUUAGUUACGGUGCUAGAAAUUGUAUAGCUUACAAAUAUGGGUUGCUGUCAAUAAAAAUAAUUCUGUCGACAUUUUUGAGGUCGUACAGAAUAACAUCUUCAAAUUACAAGUCCAUACAAGAUAUAGAUCUUUUCAUACAUGUUGUGGCAAAACCUAAGAAUGGCUAUAAAAUAACCAUAGAAAAAAAAGACAAAGUAGUUGCAAUAUUUUUUGUUGUGGGUACACACGCAGUACACACAAGCACUACGGACAACUUGAGCAAUACGCAAAAUGUAGUGAAACUUAUUUCCGGACGGUACGAAGUAGAGAUCUGCAUAACAGUUCGACGAUGUUUACCAAUGUUUUCAGUGACUCACCACCAGGGGACAGCGCCUCACGGACCUUUAAUCCGGCCUUUGAUCAAUUGCUAA